Molecule: messenger RNA, 626 nt
Organism: Mytilus trossulus (common blue mussel)
Lineage: Eukaryota; Metazoa; Mollusca; Bivalvia; Mytilida; Mytilidae
Product: tyrosine-protein kinase CSK-like
Exons: 5
Coding region: 11-607 (198 amino acids)
Biological process (GO): cell surface receptor protein tyrosine kinase signaling pathway; protein phosphorylation; positive regulation of kinase activity
Cellular component (GO): plasma membrane; signaling receptor complex
Molecular function (GO): ATP binding; transmembrane receptor protein tyrosine kinase activity
Source: RefSeq, a predicted model, not a curated record
AGGACCGUUUAUGGUAUUGGAAUAUUGUGAAAGUGGGGUACUGAAGGAGUUCCUGAUCUCAAAGAAGUCUGACGUAACUGUUGAUUUGGAAGAAAGAUUGUUCAGAAUGGUCUUUGGGGUUUGUCUUGGAAUGGACUAUUUAUCAUCAAAAAAGGUUGUCCACAGAAGAUUAGCAGCCAGAAAUGUUCUUUUAGAUCAUUUGUUUGAACCAAAGAUAACUGGAUUUGGACCAGAACCUGACGCAGAACAAGAGGGGGAAGAACGUAUACCACUGAAAUGGAUGGCACCAGAAUGUAUGAAAACAACUAAGCAUGCAAAUGAAUUGAGUGAUGUUUUCUCUUUCGGCAUUGUUAUGUGGGAAAUAUUUUCAUUGGGCGACACACCUUACCCAGACAUACAGAGCAGGGACGUUGCUUCUAAACUGAAACAAGGAUACAAAAUGAAGAGACCAGAAUACUGCGAUGAUGCCUUCUAUAAGAUCAUGUUAAAGUGCUGGCACUAUCAUCCAAGCAAACGUUCAGGUUUUGCAGAGGUUAAGGAUCAGCUGUCGAACAUGUUCCAGGAAGGACCAAGUGAAGAAUAUUACUACCGGACAAAUGAUCUGUAAAUCAGAUCCUACUUCCAGG